AAUCAUCACAAAAAGAGAUAUCUGAGAAGACAAUUAACAACCAAUCAGUCACAUCGAAGGCCACUGAAAUCAGUUCACAGAGUCGUGUGUCUGAGCUGAACAGAAUGAUGUCAACGGGUAUUCUGAUGAUGCUCCUGUUCUUUAAGCAUGUUACUGCAGACAGCUCAGGUGUGACUGUUGCCAAUUCUAUCCAGUUUAGCUGUGGGGGCAGACAGUGUCCAGUGGGACAGGACUGUAUCAGUGUUGGUGGAACACUUCGCUGUGCAGACCCCUGCCAGAAUUAUACCGCACUGAAUGACGACUGGCGUGCCACCAACAACAACAACAACAACCAGGUUAAUGGGGGCUUACACUGUGACCAGAGCAUCAACUUUCAGGGCUGGUAUCGCCUGUUCCUGGGGCACACCAGCGUUCAGAUGCCAGAAAGGUGUGUGGAGAUUAACAUGUGUGGAACCCACGCCCCAAUGUGGCUCACAAAGCCCCAUCCCCAGCUGUUAGACGGGGUGGUUCAGAGGGGUGUCUGUGGGAGCUGGUCUGGUAACUGCUGCUACUUUAUUCAAACUCCCAUCCAUGUCAAAGCCUGCUAUGGAAACUACUAUGUCUACAAGUUUGUCCCUGCAAUAAACUGCCACUUGGCCUACUGUGCAGACGUCAACACCAAGGUGUGUUCUACCUGUAGAGAUGAUGACACCUGUAUGAGUGAGGAUAAGACCACCUGGAGGUGUGAGAGGAAAGCCCCUACACCUACAACACCUCGGAUAACUGUUACCACCACCAAUCCUCCAAUCAUGGCCCCAGAGGUAGUGUGUGGGCAGAGCAUAAUACAGGUGGGUCUAAACAGGGCUAACCUGAAGGCCGCUGGUCUGAACGCUUCCACAGCUCACCUGGCCGACCCUAGGUGCUCCGCCCACGAGGAUCGUAACGGCACGGUGUGGUACCAGGUGGAGCGACGGGAGGGACGCUGUGGAAACACUCUGGAGACUAACACCACCCAUGCUGUCUACUCCAACAGCUUAUUCGUUUAUCCAGAAAAUGGGAGAAAUUACUCUCUCUCCCGACCCGUGAGCUAUCCUUGCUCCUGUGUCUAUCCUCUGGAGACAGAGAGCAGUCUGGAUGUGGCCAUCAAACCCUACCUACUGAAUAGUCGUGGAGCUGUUGGAGUCGGUGCCAAGGCCAGAGCCUCCAUGUUUCUGUAUCGUAACUCCAACUACACAGAGUCUUACCCAGCUGGUGAAGUCCUCCUGCCGAUUGGUUCCACUCUGUGCGUGGGCGUGUCCGUAGAGGAGUCCGGGAUGGAGCGUUUUGUUGUUGUUCUAAGGGACUGCUAUGCCAACCAAUCCCCCAGCCCUGAUAAUCUCCCACGGACCUACAUGAUUCAGGACAGGUGUCCUACAAAUCGUACCCAGGUGACCGUGGAGGAAAGUGGCUCGUCCCUCAGGGCUCGCUUCUCUGCUGCGUUGCAGGUGGACUACCGUUACUUCUUCCUGCACUGCAGCCUCAGCCUGUGUGACCAGGGGAGCUCCUCCUGCACUCCAGUGUGCUCUGGAAGAAAAUCUCGCUCUGUGUCUGAAUCUGUCCUCCUCAAGCCCAUAGCCAUCGGGCCAAUCAGCUGGGCCCAGAGUCUGGAGUGAGCCUUGGGAACCACCCAGCAUGUCAUAUGAAGGAUGGGGUCCCUCCUGCACUACUCCCCUGAUCUCCAUCCUAACCUACAGCCCAGUGUAACUUUCAAGGGCACAGAAAUACUUGCUUUGAUUCUAGUAAUGAAUUUAUGCACUACAGUGUGAUUUCAUUGUACUGUGUAUGUUGUAUACACAGAGACUUGCAUUGUUUUAGGACUGAUCAUUUCCUCAAAUCAUUGUGUAAGUUCCAACCAAACCUGAGUUGCUGUGUGUGUAU
Salmo salar (Atlantic salmon) is the source of this 1896-nucleotide messenger RNA. NCBI's taxonomy places the organism in Eukaryota, Metazoa, Chordata, Actinopteri, Salmoniformes, Salmonidae. The record is from RefSeq and is a predicted model, not a curated record.